UCCAGGCGGCAGCGGCGGGACGGUUGUGAGAGGCGGAGCCGGACGUGAGCGCACUUCCGAGGGGAGCGGCCUCAGUCCGAGUCCCGGGCUGUGUGGGCCGCGCGAGGAUGGCCGGUAAAAGUCUUACUCCCAAGACGUCUGGGUUAUCAGUCAGUGCAAGGAAAAUUAAAGAUAAUGCAGCAGACUGGCAUAAUUUAAUAAUGAAGUGGGAGACGCUGAAUGAAAAUGGAUUUACCACUGCUACCAAAAUUGUGAACAUCAAAAUUGCUACAGCGUUUAAAGACAAGUUGGAUGUAGAAUGUGAAAAUGUUGCCUCCGACGAUAGAAGAGUGCCACCAAGUUAUAAUGUAGAGUUGGAAGAACAUUGUGUAGAGCUACUUGGGACUUCUGAAAAUAUGACAAAAAUAUAUCAGAAGAUGGAAAAGCUGUGUUCAACCACUAAAGGAAUCUGUGACUUGGAAAAAUACCAUCACGGAGAACACAGGACACUCUUAUUCCACACGUGGCCCACACCCUAUUUCUAUGAAGCUUCUGCCAAACUCCUAGAAAUGUACUCAAGGGAAUUAAAACUGAAACAAACUAUUGUGCAAGAGAUUGCACAUACUACUGAUCAAGAUCUCUUAAUGGUCUACUUAUCAUCAUGGUUAUAUCAGCCUUAUAUCGAACAGAGCAGCAAAGUUCUGCUAGAAAGUAUGUUGUUGGAAACAGGACACAGAUCACUCUGAGCACUUUCAGACCUAUUUGAAAAGCUAGUUCUUGCCCUGAAAAUCCUUGGAUGAAAAUUAAGCUGCAUAAUAUUUAAAUGUAUUUAAUAACUAUGUUAAAAUUUAUUUGGGUUCUUUAAUGUAAUCGUGUUCUGAUAAGUUGUGUGUUUACUACAUUUAUACUGGUUUUAUUAUUACUGUUGUCGGUGUAUUAGGCCAAAAAAAGUAAAGUAGGGGGAAUUGUAAAGCAAUACUUGUCUGACAGUUUUCAAGAAGUCUGCAUUUUGCUUUAAGAUAUUUCAGCAUCUGUCUUCUUCCCCCGCAAAGUCAGUUUUGUACCAUAAGCUAAGUACCUAUUUAGCUACUGACAGUAAAAUGUGGUUUCCUUAGCAAA
Messenger RNA from Sphaerodactylus townsendi, 1098 nucleotides. It is a transcript of the gene CINP, whose product is annotated as cyclin dependent kinase 2 interacting protein. The coding region runs from base 108 to 725 and encodes 205 amino acids. The transcript is spliced from 5 exons. The record is from RefSeq and is a predicted model, not a curated record. NCBI's taxonomy places the organism in Eukaryota, Metazoa, Chordata, Lepidosauria, Squamata, Sphaerodactylidae.